CCAUGCGGCAACUAGUGUCCUUCGAAUCAGCCCGGCAACCAUCGACUGCAUGCCUCAGUACAGACAAUAAGAAGCUUCUCUACAUCGCAGGCCAUCAGCUCUCAGCUGUUGACUUAGAGCUGUCUUCGAGUGCAACUCGGGCCCUCUCCACGAUACCAUUGCCGAAGCCUCUAGAGGAGAAAUCCCAUGAGUUGAUGAUGAUAACGUUGAGUGACAACCGACGGGUUUGCAUUUGGAAUUCCGGGUGGUGUGUGGUCAAGACUCUCCCUAAGCCCGGAUUCCCAUGUCCUGUUGAGGUCAUGCUGGACGUAGAACUACCGCUAGGCUCUGUGGAGCAGCUCACUGAGUCGACGCUACUAUGUGUUGGGAAAUGCGACCAGGAGACCACCGUACAUGCAUUUGAUGCGGUUAACGGGCAGUUGCUGAGCUCGAACCCUUUCCCUGGUCUACACUCCAUCUCCAGCGUCACUACUCAAUGCAUCAGCAGCACUAGCGCCCCGUCGACUGUGGCCCCUGUGAAGUCUUCUGAUAGCCCUUUGAAGGGAGCCUCCCUCACUGAAGAAGGCUUGGUGGCCUUGUCUGGCAGUCGAAGCGGCGAUGGGCAACCGACUCUAUUCUUGUACUGGAUAUCAGUAGGUCGAAGUAGCAACGGCGGAGUCGAAUUCAAAUCCAAUCGUGUCGGCUCCCUCACAAUUUCAGCUCUGCCCAGUGCCCUCAUUUUCGAGAAGUGCUGUUCAGUGAGCGAACAGAGCCACGAUGAGCAACGCUAUCGAGUGGCAGCUCUUUCAGAGGACGGCAAGAUAAUUAUCUUCCAGUGGCUACUAGAGACAACGACAGAUGAAGUCGCCACUCGGUCGAGCCCUGCCGCAGACUCUCCCACUGUUAAGCAAUCCGCCCGUUGCGAACAGCUGGCAGCGAUCGACAACACACUGACAGGCGUCAAGUUUCAUGUAUGGGAGGGGGAGAAGCUUUUCCUGAGCUCCUCUGAAGGAAUCUUUUAUAUCAGCACGAACACGAGUCCUGAAGACUUCCAUCUCGUCAAGCUGAGCGGCUCCUCCGUCCUGUGUGGGCCCAUCGAUGGAGCUCAGCUUGGUGCUCCUCUCUGGACUGUUGUUCCUCCCAAGGUGUCGGUCUGCAUCUUCGACGACGGCGACGAGGAGGUCCGUAAACCCGGAAGCCGGAAGUCGAAAACUGGCAGUAGGAAAAAGCGGGGGUCUAAGAAGCGGGCAAGCUCGCCCAAGAAGAGGGUAAGCGACGCGUCGACGGCAGUGAAUGCUGGCGAGACUGAGAACCCUGUCAGUGACGACGCACCAGACAACGAAAUUGACAUAACAAAUGAGAAGCGUAUUGGACUGUUGAAACAGUGGGAGGCUCUUGAACUUACAGCGAUGCCAGUGGAUGACUACAACGCCUGGAAGAGGCACCCGAGAAACAUUCGAGGGCUGCAGGCUUUGCAGGACUUCAGCGAAAUCGCUGGAGAGGAAGCCAGCACUAUAGAAGUCCGCAGAAUGGCACGGAGGAUCUUGAGAAUGAUAAAACGGCAAGUGGCGAAGCGGAAAGAGGCCGCUGAAGAGGCAAGCCGUCCCAAGAGAUGCGCAUUAAACCUGGGCAGUCUGCUGGCUUCGCAGGAACAGGGAGAUCUACGUGAAGUGCCGACUGGUCCCGUCAAUCUGGGGACCAAGCCCGAGGAUGAUCUCGUGGUCGGCACGGUUAAGUGCGGCGAUGAGUGUGAUGUACCUCAGGCGGGAGAGGAUCUGGCUGAUGAGCAGCCGGACUACACUCAGCAAUACGACGAUAACGAUGAGGGUGCUGUCACCGACGAUGCGCUGACCUCCACAUGGAAAAAGGUGGAUGACGAGAUCAUUUGGCGGAGGAAACCCGACCAGAAACAAGAAGAGGACGAUUGGAAGUCGAACGAUAAGGACUGGUGGAAGAAGACUGGUAACUGGCGUGGGGACGAUACCGACUCGUGGAAGGAUGAGGAAGAGAAGUGGUGGAGGAAAGAUGGAGGCUCUUCUUACGGCGGUCGGAAUCGGUGGAGACGUGGUGACGAGGGCUAUGGAUGGUGGACCGAUCGAAAACCGAGCUACUCCCCACGUGGGAAAUGGGAUGAUGGAGGGGGACAAUCAACAGGUUGGGGGAGGGGGUCGAAACGGCCUUCGGACGCCGCCGAAGAGGAUAAAUGGGGGAAGCAAGAUGAGUGCUCCGCUGCUGAUGGCGAACAAGCUGCUGUUUUUGUGGCGGAGGAGAUGUGGGAGGGCCCGGACGGCGAUUGGUGGUUUAAAUGUCCGUCCACUGGCGUCUGGAAACGUCAAUCCGGAAAAGGAAACCAUCCUCCACAGAAGAAAUUCCGUCGACGAAGGGAAGUCGAGACCGAUAUUAUCAAUGAAGAUCGUGUUGAGAGGGGCUCCUCUGUUCGAGACAAGACUGCAAGUCAACUGGCAGAGAGUACUCCGCCCAGUGGACCCUCAAAAACGUCCGAAGGGCGACGAUCGAAGAGCCCCAUCCCGACUCCUCCUUCACCAAAGAAGAUUCGACCUCCUUCUGCGGAGUCUAACCUUACUGGGAACGUGAUCGAUUUGGACGAUGAUACGCUCGACGUUCAGCCGUACAUAUUCCCGGAAGAGGAAAUUCUGCCGGACUCCUCCGAUCCUGCUGAGACGUCGGGCGAGCAGCUGGCUUCUCGCGUCAUUGCGGGCGAUCGAUUUGACUGA
Perkinsus marinus ATCC 50983 is the source of this 2714-nucleotide messenger RNA. RefSeq lists its product as hypothetical. Gene Ontology annotation, molecular function: protein binding. The record is from RefSeq and is a predicted model, not a curated record. Bases 3 to 2714 code for a protein of 903 amino acids. Lineage: Eukaryota; Perkinsozoa; Perkinsida; Perkinsidae. The transcript is spliced from 20 exons.